Messenger RNA from Photinus pyralis (common eastern firefly), 1455 nucleotides. Its product is annotated as putative zinc metalloproteinase YIL108W. The record is from RefSeq and is a predicted model, not a curated record. The transcript has 3 exons. Bases 69 to 1433 code for a protein of 454 amino acids. NCBI's taxonomy places the organism in Eukaryota, Metazoa, Arthropoda, Insecta, Coleoptera, Lampyridae.
GAAAAAGAGUCACAGUUACUCUGCGAGCGUACAGUUUCUUCAUCAAUUACAUUCUAUAUGUAGUUUUAAUGUCUUUCAAGCAUGACCAAACACCAACUUGCAAUCACACUAUAACAUUAGACAACCUAAGCGAUGGAGACUCCUUCACCUACUCAGCAAUCAUUUGCAGUGGUCUCAUCGAAAACGCCGAGACCUGCACUUCUCAAAUUUCCGUUUUCGCGACAGGUGAGCCCCAAAGGGGCAUUGAGACAAAUACAAGAGACAAUUCUUUUAAAUGUAUUCUGCAAUUGAACGCUGGCAGUAACGAGUUUACCUUUAAAUAUUGCUCUUUCUCCAUUAGUGUAAAGCUGCACUACAAACGACGUAAGUCCAGUUUCACUGUUUUGCCUUUAUACAUUGUUUGCGAGGGCCACGAUGGCAGGUUCCAGGCGCCUCCCGGUGAAGUAAACUCGCCAGAAAGUGCAUGUAAGCGAAUCACAGCGGUCUGCAAGCUGCUGCAGAGCGUUUUCGGUUAUAAGUUCGCUAAGGUUGGGAUGGAGAGGAGGUCUUACGAAAUGGAGGUCGAUUGUCUCACAUGGCAUAGUAAGCUAAACGUGGAGAACGCGCUGAGUAUGACACAAGUGGAGUUGUGGUAUCAUUUCGCGCGUGAAAUUAUGUCCUCGGGUAUUGGUAGUGACAACAGAAAGUACCUUGCGUUUCUAUCUUGCAGUGUUUACAAUGGGGAAGGUUACUACGAAGGUAUGCCGUACAAGGAGAUGCUUAAGUUGGUUAAGGGUUAUGUCGCGUAUGGAGGUGAUGGGUUAGCCUUGCUCAGCACUGGCUGCCUGUACACGUGGCCUGAAACUUUGGAUGGCGUGUACGGAAAACUGUGCAAGAAUACUUUAGUGGAUAAAACUAAAUUAAUGAACUAUAGCAAUUCGCGCGACACUUGGGGCGGUUGCUUCAUCGCCAGCUUGGGGGCGGUACUUCACGAAUUGUGCCAUACCUUCGAUUUGGGCCACUCCGAGGCUGGCAUAAUGGGACCUAACUUUGGACAAAUUGACGAUGUGUUUUUGGCGGUCGCUAACGAACAGCGGUUUUGCGAUUACCGUUGCACAGACGCUUCCCAAAUUACACCAGAUUAUUCUGGAUGGUCAAAAAGUGCCCUAUUUAUCAUCUACUACCACAAGUGGUUCCAGAACGUAGACAGCUCUAGACAAGUGUCCAUUUGCUAUGAUUCAGCUAGUAAUGUUGUCAGAUCAAUUGUCGGUAUAAGAGUUAUUGAAAUUCGACGGAAAGACGACGAAAUGGUGCUUAAAGCGUGGGUAUUUGGAGGGAAAGUGCUGAAAUUUUCGUUUCAAAUUCCAGUUAGGGCGGCUGGCUUUGAUGAGGAUGUUAUUUUAUACGCCCAAGAUGGCUGUGGAAAUAUUUUUAAGCGGCAAAUAAAAUUAUAAUACAUUUUGAUAUUAAACUUUA